AUCAUGGGAGCUGGGAGUGGAACCCUCAGUGCAGAUACUGGAGGCAAGAGCAGUAGUAUUUUGCAGAAUGCAGUCUUCACUAGCCCUCCUCAUUCCCUUCUUCAUUCCUGGGACAUUUAACCAGCUGGAUAAGGGUUUGCUUUUCAGGUUUUUUUCUUCCAGUUAGGCUACAAAAGGGAGUUUGGGUUUGGACUUGGCAGGGACGAGGAGGUCGGUAGUAUUAAUUGUACAGCCACUCAAUAGAAAUGUAUCUGAUAAUGUGCAUACCCAUAGUUAGCUUGGAUUUAUCAAAAUGCCAUGUACCACCGGUAACUUUAUAUGUUGUAAAUUGCUAUGUACAAGUUAUAUCUAUGAGUGAUCAUAGCUAUAACUUGUAUGUAGCAAUUUUGUAGAUUUGUACUUUUACUAAAGUAAAUGAUCAGAAUACUUCCUCCACAACUGUCUAUGAUGCAAACACAAUGCAGCUGCAAGAGGAACCCUCUCUGUAUCUGGGCAAAUCUAUCAACCUAUAAGAGCAUGUUUGACAGAGGAACUAUCUGGUCAGAUGGAAAGUACAUACUACAUCGGUGGGAAUUUAUGAGAUAAACUAGUAGGCAACCUGGCAGAAGCCUGUGCAAAGCUGCAUGGCUGCAUAGAUAUUGAAGGAACAGAUAAGUCAACUGUUCAGCCAAUAGAGCCACACUGAGCUGCUGCUGCUUUGCAUGCAUGUAUAGUCACUGUCCAACAGUUAUUACACUUGACUAGAUCAUGACAGCAACACAUUUAUUCAUAGUGGUGUGUGGCAGCACAUGUCACACCCCCAAGUGACAAAGGACCCUGUUUUGUAUUACUUUACUCAAGUUGUGUGACGAUGCAUCUGUUUUGCACCUGCGCCCUAUCCUUCUCCCUGCUGAUGGCGUCCCCCCUGGUGAGUGCCAGUGUGUCCAACAGCUUCAAAGACUGCCACCAGUUUUUCUACAUGCAGACACCACCUGCAGGGAUGAAGGGAACCAACCUGAGGAGGGUCUGCCAAAAGUAUGCAGACAAACAGCGCUACGCCACGUUGUAUGACAGCAGUCGGCGCCUCCCCCUCUACUCAGCCUACAUCUUCAAGAAGUCUGAUGGGAAGAGGAGGAUCGACACACCAUGGAUGUAUGAGCCACAGUUGGUUUCUGAUGAUGAGAGUGGCAACAUGAGAGCCCUUCCCCUUACUGAAGACACCCCACCUCUGAUUGAGGACAGCCAGGCUGUGCUGGAGGACUACACAGAUGCUGUAGAAUAUAGACGUGGCCCACUGAAUCCUGACCUGCACCAAUCACAGCCAGAUGACAAAUCCUCCACAUACACUCUGACUAAUGUAGUCCCAUUAUUCACAAACUUUCUGGACGCUUCCUGGAACCCAUACUUGGACAUCAUCCGCCGCCGCCUCAACAACUUCUGCCACGGCACAUCUUUCAUGGUGACAGGGGUGACCGUUUCUGGAGGGACCCUCAAACGAGAUAACAAAGACCGACUCGCAAUCCCAAAGCACCUAUGGCUGGCUUACUGCUGCCCGCGGUUUGACCAUAACUCUCCGUAUGAGGUGAGAUUCAUGUUCCCAAGUUAUGGGGGCUAUGCACUGAAUGAACAGACUGACCACAGCGUGGUGGAAGUCCCUCUAAAGACUCUAGAGAUCUUCCUGAAGAGCCAGUCAGACAUAGACAGUGACCCGACCAUUUUCUACAAGGGGUGUGUGCCAGAAAACAGCUUCAGGAAGAAGAGAGACCCGACCAGUGUUUCAGUAUCAUGGGACAAUCCUGAACGGGAUGCACAUGCAUAAAGUAUACCUGUAAAGAAAACUAGCUCGGAUCAACUUGAAUAGAAGCAGUGUUAGGUAUUUCUGGCUUUACAUAAAAAAAUACUAUAUUAAGGAGGGAAAGGGCCAUGUCAUGACUAACAAAGCUCUUCAUUUUUCCUUAGACCAGGCAAAUUUUGAUUCAGAUUGUAGCUCUCUAUCAGUGGUAGUAUGUGAGAAGGGGCCAUAAUACACAUACCAAUUAGCACCACCAAAGGAAAUAAUGUGUAAAUGCACAUGAAAAGGUGGACACUAGUAUCACACUCUAAUAAAAGGUAGAUGAUUUGCAAGAAACUGAUCUGAUCAUAAAAAAAAAUUAUCAAAAUCAAAACAGCAGAGCCCGAGGUAUCCUGACCUUACUGUCACAUAUCAGCCAAGCCCCCAGGACUUAGAUCCUACAUUUCCCAUCAUGCAAUGCAACUGUAUGGCAUGCAUAUUUCAAAGAAAAUAUACUAAAUCAGAUUAGGCCUUAGUCCAAGAAAUGGGUUUACACUACAGGCCUAUAUGUGGCAGCGCUGAACAAAUGAAGCGUCAAUGCUUCAGUAUUUUGCAAACUAAUCUUGUGAAACUCUAUGAGAAAUAUGUUACAAAAGGUGCUAAAAC
This is a messenger RNA of Etheostoma spectabile (orangethroat darter), 2416 nucleotides long. Its product is annotated as endonuclease domain-containing 1 protein. NCBI's taxonomy places the organism in Eukaryota, Metazoa, Chordata, Actinopteri, Perciformes, Percidae. Gene Ontology annotation, molecular function: hydrolase activity; nucleic acid binding; metal ion binding. The record is from RefSeq and is a predicted model, not a curated record. The coding region runs from base 851 to 1798 and encodes 315 amino acids. The transcript is spliced from 2 exons.